CGGAGGCUUCUUCCUAAGUACGUUACUCACCAACCAAUUCGACCACCCAGAGAUCUCUGCCUUCAUACAUCGCUAGCCAAUAUUUCUCUUCCAACCAUUCCCAAUCUUUUUUAAAACCAAUUCAGCCUCUUUCCUUCCUCUCCCAAGAACCAUAAUCACAACCAACACCUAAACCCUAGUUCUUUGUUUUAAAACUUCUCAUCAUUUUUUUUUAAAGCAUAAAAAAAAAAUAUAAACAAACAAACGAGAAAACAAAAACACUAUAAGAUAUGAUGAUUAUGAAAUAUAAGAUUUGAAGUGGCUGAGACCCUCUCGCAUGGAAAACCACCCCAGAAGCCCAGAGGCUCAUCCACACCAUCAGAAGUGGGGCACGUUGGAGGAGCUCUUGCUUGCCUCCGCCGUCCAGCGUCAUGGCUUUAAGGAUUGGGACGCCGUCGCCAUGGAGGUCCAGAACCGAACUACCCUCCCCAACCUCCUCGUCACCGCUCACCACUGCCGCCAGAAAUUCCUCGAUCUCAGACGCCGAUUCGCCGCCCAACGCGACGGCGCUGUCUCCGACGCACUCGCCGCCGGGGACGACGUCGAUCACGUCCCCUGGCUUGACGAAUUGAGGAAGCUUCGUGUCGCUGAACUCCAGGCAGCCGUCCAGCGCUCCGACGUCUCCAUUCUGUCGUUGCAGCUGAAGGUGAAGAGGUUGGAGGAAGAGAGAGGGAAGAGCUUGAAGGAGAACGUUGGAGAAGGGGAAGAAAAACCGGAUCUGGCCGGCUCCGGCGACUCGAGACCGCAAAACGACAAAAAAGGCGGACCUGAAAAAGCUCCUGUGCCGGCGAGUGCCGAACCGGCAACACGACUCGACGGGGAUCAUAAUAUUAAGCAACCGACGAGUGACGAAUCCGACCGGGACAACCAGUCCGUUAACGAGUCUAACUCGACGGUUUCCGUCGGGAAAACCGGGGAGGGAGAAGUGAAGCUAGAACCGAACCCGGUCCAGGCCGGUCCGAAUGAACCAGAUGCGGUCGAGAGGAAAGGCAAUCCGCUCGGAGAAGAAUCUAAUAACGGAAGCUACGACGCGACGGCGAAAGUGCCGACGGGUGAUUCACUUCCUCCGAGUGAGGAGAGGAAGGUGGAGGACUCGUCGGAGUUGCGAGACUCGGUGACGCACUCGAGGGAUGGUGGUGGCGACGGAGGGACGAGGGAGAGCAGUGAGGUGCAGAGCUCGGCGAGUUUGACGAGGAAAAGAAAGCCGAGGCGGAGGAAGGAGGAGGAGGAGCCGCCGGCGAACGACGAGGUGUCCGCGAAAGUUCAGCCGUUGAUCGGGGUGUUGGAUUUGAUCAAAGGUCACGAUCACAGCUCAUUGUUCGAGCGCCGUCUUGAGAGCCAGGAAUUGGAAAGAUACAAGAACAUAGUACGACAGCAAAUGGAUUACGAGACCAUAAAGCGGCGACUCCGAAACGGGACUUAUUCUCGCUGCACUCAGGCUUUCUUCCGUGAUCUCCUCCUCCUCUUCACCAACGCCGCCGCCUUCUUCCCCAAAGACUCCGCCGAGUCACGCACUGCACAGCAGUUGGGCCACCUUGUCUCCGCCGAGGUCAUCCACCACAUCCCGCCGCCCCGAUCUGAACCCCAUCCCAGAAACCCAGAUUCUCUCCCACCAAACCCAUCAUCAUCAACAAAACCAAACCCUGAUUCACUCUUGUCAAAACACACAGCUUCUGCUCCUAUAUUGGUCUGCCGGAAACGCAGUGCAUUUUCAACGAAACCUUCUACUUCCUCCGCCGCCUUUGGCCGAAAAGGUGACUUAACGGCCCAUGAGAAGAAGAAGCCAGCUUUGGAUACAAAACCACCCCCAUUGAAGCCAUCUUCUUCUGAUACAGAUGAUGAACCUCCCAAGAAAAAGGAAAAGCCUGUCACCGGAGUAAGGAGCCUGAGAAGAAGCAACAAAAGCAUCACUGGCAACUCCAACAAGAAGGCAGCCAUGACCAGCAAGCCACCGGAGACGCCAAAACCAGAUAAGAGCAAAGCAGAUGGUUCCUCAGGAACAGAUAAAAAGAGGAGCGCGGCGGCGGAUUUCUUGAAAAGGAUAAAGCGAAGUGCUCCGGCAGAGCCAUUGAGAAGUGGUGGUAAUAGCAGCAAAGGUGGGGUAAGUGGUGGAAAAGAUCAGAAGAAGAUGAUCGGUGGUGGUAAAGGAGACAGAGGGAAAGACAAAGCAUCCAAGCACGGCGGCGGCAGUAGCAGCUCCGGCGACAAAAAGAAUGAGAAUGAGAAUAGUAGUCAAUCAAAGAGGAGUGUAGGAAGGCCUCCAAAGAAGGUGGCAGAAACUAGUAAUGUUUCUGGAAAGCGUGGCAGGGAAAGUGGUGGAAGGGAUAAGAGGCCCAAGAAGCGAUCUAAGAAGUAAUUGCGUGUAUAUUAUUUUGACCACUCACAGGUAGUAUUUCUUUCUUUCUCCUAUACACCGUUAUUUAAUUUAUUUAGCUGUGUUAGUAUUUACCUAGUCCUAGAGCAGUUUUUCAUUUUCUUCACUGUUACUUCCUUGUCUAAACCCGUAAUGUAAACAUUGUUAAACCUGUAAUAUCUUCACAGUGAAGGCAUAGCUAGUGCUUAUUGCCGUU
Messenger RNA from Prosopis cineraria, 2609 nucleotides. RefSeq lists its product as uncharacterized. The record is from RefSeq and is a predicted model, not a curated record. The coding region runs from base 317 to 2395 and encodes 692 amino acids. The transcript has 3 exons. Lineage: Eukaryota; Viridiplantae; Streptophyta; Magnoliopsida; Fabales; Fabaceae. Gene Ontology annotation, molecular function: protein binding.